AUAUGUUAAUGAAUGUAUUUUCUUUUUUUAAGGGUUAACUUCAGCAGUAAUGAAAAUAAAGUUGCGAAGUCUGGACAAUGGGGCGGAAUGGAAAUCUAAGUAUCACUAAUGACAGAGUGCGUUUCUUAUUUUCUGUGAUCAUCAUCUUCAGCCUAAUUCUCCUUUUGGUGUCAUUUCAUAGUCUUCAGUCCACAAAGACUGUCAACUUGUCAACUGUUAUUCAGCAUCAACACGUACGAAUGGGACACUUGCGCAAAGCAAAUUAUUCCAGGUCUGUAGGUUUCCUAAAUAUCAUGAAGCAAAAAAAAUUGCAGAGAAGGUUAGGCAAGCAAAAAAAUAUCACAGUAGAUAAUGCAGCACAAAAUAAAAUGUUAAGACAUGAAUUGAAGAAUCAACUGGUAAAAAACACUUCUUUCAGUAACAGUUCAACAAAAGUAAGCACAUACUUUACAAACGUAAGACGACAGGCAGAAAAAGAACCAGUUAAUCUGUCCAUUGUAAAAAAAGAAUUGCAUUCUGGGCCAGAUAUUGAUCAUAUGAUUAUACAAGUUAAUACUUCUGUUGAACAAGUUUGCAGAAUGCCAGAAUUAAAACCUUUCGACCCAGAAAUCGCACACCUAUUUCAUGACCCUUCACCUCUUGAGUGCAAAGGUCAGACAAUUAGUUAUGUGAAAAAUAAUCACAUUUUUAUACGAUAUGAAGCUGUAGAGAAAGGGAAGUAUGAGUCGUGUCAAGUAUCAACCAUUGAGAGAGAUUCUGAUCUUCUAUCUUUUAUAACCGAUCCUAUUGAUGUGCCUGUUGGGCCCACACAUACAAGAAAUGACAUAGAACUUAGAUAUAAAAUUGAUUCAGACUUUGUGAUUGUUGGCUGCGAGAACCCUGAAGUUAAUCCUGAUGAUCAAAAUCCUUCCUCACUGGAGUAUGAAACCGACUUCCACAGCACUCAUGUUGACAUCCAUUCCCAUAUUAAUCCUAACAAAAAGGUAAUGGCACAUGCUCGCAACACACCGCUACCAAAAAAAGCUCUUGGAUUAAAUGUCAUUAUGCUCGGAGUUGAUUCAACAUCUCGAUUGAAUUUUAUACGCAAAAUGCCGAAAUCGUAUCGUUACUUAACAGAAAUUCUUGGGUCUGUGGUUUUAAAAGGGUAUAAUAUCGUUGGUGAUGCUACAAAUGGUGCCCUCACUCCCAUGCUUACAGGCAAACACGAGAAAGAACUACCGGAAGUUCGUAAGAGCUUCAGUAAUUCAACAAAGGUUGAUGUUUAUCCUUUUGUAUGGAAGGACUUUAAAAAGGCAGGUUAUGCGACACUGUUUGCAGAAGAUUCUCCCGCCAUAUCUGCCUACAACUGGAGGCUCAAUGGUUUUGAUGCCCAGCCUACAGACCACUACAUGAGAACUUUCUGGCAGGAAGUCCGAGUAGAAGGUCUGUGCCUCGGCCCUAAAUCUGUCCACGAAGUAAUGCUUGAUUAUAUGCAGGACUUUAUGUUUGAUUAUAAAAGCAUUCACCACUUUGGGUUUAUGCUCUACACUGGACUUACACAUGCCGAUAUUAACCAGUUGUCACUGCUGGACGAGCACUUGUACUCAUUUCUGAAAAAAACUAACAAGGAUGGUCUCCUGAACAAUACAGUCCUAUUCGUUUACAGUGAUCAUGGUGCACGCUAUACAAAAAUUCGAGCCACUCUUCAAGGAAAGUUGGAAGAGAGGCUCCCAUUUAUGUCCAUCUUUUUGCCAGAUUGGAUUCGAAAAAUGCAUCCAACUAUUUAUAAGAAUCUUGAAUUGAAUUCGAAUAGGCUCACCACGCCUUUCGAUAUACACGCAACAUUACGCAGUAUUUUAGACUACAGUAGUGAUGUGAGAGAUGAAGUGCGACGAGGGAUGAGCUUGUUUCAUGAAGUACCGUUGAAGAGAAGUUGCAGUAUGGCUGGAGUAGCUCCUCACUGGUGCGCAUGCUUAAAGUGGGAGAUGGUUCCGCCUGGAAAUGAUUUAGAGAUAAAUACCAUAGCAGAAGUUAUCGUAGAUGAGCUGAAUCAUUUGGUGGCACCCUUCUCUGAUCAUUGUGCUCAUAUUGUGCUGAAGAAAGUGAAAUUUGCUCAAAGAAUGAUUCCAAAUUCGGAAAUUUUGACGUUUGAUAAAACUGUAGAUGCUGACCAAAGAGAACCAGGCUUUCUCAAGGAAGCUAAUGUUGAUGUGCACGAAAUGGCACUACUCUACCAGGUUACCGUGGAAACAGCUCCUGGACCCGGUUUAUUCGAAGCAACUCUAGAGAUGUCCCACGAUAAAAUGAAUAUCACAAGAUACAGAGUAACAGAAGAGAUAAGCCGAAUUAAUCUUUAUGGAGAUCAACCUAAAUGUAUAGUUGAUAAAUAUCCAAAGGUUGCUAAAUUCUGUUUCUGUAAAAAUCAACUUAACAUAGGGCGAGAUAUCUAGAGACAUCAGUGGUACCUAUCAAAAGACGCUCAGGUACAGUACUUAGAAAUCGCUUCUUAUCACCUUAUUUUGACAGUACCCUCACGCUUAAUCAUCAAAUCCUCUUCCACUAAGCCUUUGUGCCCCCCAUCAGCCCCAUCCCCCUAUUGUUAAACCUCCUUGAUAUGUAACAAAUUUUAAAAAGAUUAUUGUUAUUUAUUAAUUAAAUUAAUUUUGUAAAUAAACAAACAAAUGAUGUAAUAUAAUUAUAUAUUUUAUUAUGAGAUAAUUAUUGUAAGUAACAUUUCUUGAUGAAGUGUGUUGGGCACUCAAUAUUUUGUAGGUCAAUUAUAAAUUAAGGUAUCUAUUGUAGUAAUGACAAUCGUAAUUUUAUAUUUCUUUCUUUGUAUUGAUAAACGUGGGUUAAUGAUGCUAGACAGCAGAAGGUCUCAGGUUUGAAUAUAGACAUAUAUUUGUGUUCCGCAAGUCAACCUUCAA
Molecule: messenger RNA, 2906 nt
Organism: Anneissia japonica
Lineage: Eukaryota; Metazoa; Echinodermata; Crinoidea; Comatulida; Comatulidae
Exons: 3
Coding region: 78-2429 (783 amino acids)
Source: RefSeq, a predicted model, not a curated record